This is a messenger RNA of Myxocyprinus asiaticus (Chinese sucker), 1238 nucleotides long. It is a transcript of the gene mtnr1ab, whose product is annotated as melatonin receptor 1A b. The record is from RefSeq and is a predicted model, not a curated record. The transcript is spliced from 2 exons. Gene Ontology annotation, molecular function: melatonin receptor activity. The coding region runs from base 138 to 1193 and encodes 351 amino acids. Gene Ontology annotation, biological process: G protein-coupled receptor signaling pathway. NCBI's taxonomy places the organism in Eukaryota, Metazoa, Chordata, Actinopteri, Cypriniformes, Catostomidae. Gene Ontology annotation, cellular component: membrane.
CACAUUCGAUGAGCAAGAUAUGAUAACAGACCUUCAUUUUACGCACGUUUACGCAAACGCCAUACCAAACCACAAGAGCUUUCCCAAUGGAAUCAAAUACUGUGAUUUAUGGCGAAGAUUAUUAAAGUGAAGAUAAAAUGAAAAUAAAUGGCAGCCGAUUGAUGAACAGUUCUUCACUGAGCCCUUACGAGAUCACUCUGAAUCAUCCUCCCUGGGUUGCCACAACUUUGGGGAGCUUUCUGAUCUUCACUAUCGUGGUUGAUAUAUUGGGGAACCUAUUGGUGAUCUUCUCCGUGUACAGAAACAAGAAACUUAGGAACGCAGGGAACAUAUUUGUGGUAAGCCUGUCGGUAGCUGAUCUGGUGGUAGCCGUGUACCCUUAUCCUCUGGUGCUAGUGUCCAUUUUCCAUAAUGGAUGGAAUUUGGGCUUUGUCCACUGCCAGAUCAGUGGAUUCCUGAUGGGACUGAGCGUGAUUGGAUCUAUAUUUAACAUCACUGGCAUCGCCAUCAACCGCUACUGCUAUAUCUGUCAUAGUUUCAAGUAUGACAAGCUAUACAGUGACAAGAACUCUCUUUGCUAUGUCGUUCUCAUCUGGAUAUUGACUGUGGUCGCUAUAGUGCCAAACUUUUAUGUAGGCUCCCUGCAGUAUGACCCCAGGAUUUACUCUUGCACGUUUGCGCAGUCAGCCAGUUCGGCAUAUACCAUCGCCGUGGUGUUCUUCCAUUUCAUUCUUCCAAUUAUGAUUGUGACUUACUGCUACCUAAGAAUCUGGAUCUUAGUGAUUCAGGUGAGGAGACGCGUCAAACCGGACUUCCGGCCUAAGCUCACGCCGCACGACGUAAGGAAUUUCAUCACUAUGUUUGUAGUGUUUGUACUUUUUGCUGUGUGUUGGGCCCCUCUCAAUUUUAUCGGCCUGGCAGUCGCCAUGGACCCCAUUCGGGUUGGGCCUCUUAUCCCAGAGUGGUUUUUUGUAUCCAGCUAUUUCAUGGCCUAUUUUAACAGCUGCCUUAAUGCCAUAGUCUAUGGACUGCUAAACCAGAACUUCAGAAGAGAGUACAAAAAAAUUAUAAUUUCACUCUGCACUGCAAGGAUGUUCUUCCCAGAGAGUUCAAAUGAUGCUGUAGAGCGGAUCAAAAGCAAGCCAUCCCCAUUAAUGACAAACAACAACCAAGUAAAAGUAGACUCGGUAUGAAACCCCCAAAAAAGGGUACUGUGAAAGCAACACAUACCAAAAACA